AUGGUCGAAUCAACAGCCACUCAAACAUUAAAAAAGAAACCUCGCUACAAUCGACCAACUAUACUCGUGCCAUCAACAGAACGGACAUUUCUACUGUCAUCGAAUAAAGAAUUCAACAUUCAAUAUUCGAUCCACUCGAUAGCAUCAAGUCGAUAUGCCAGAGACUUGAAGAGUGUAUUUCCCGAAGUAAAAGAUUUAGAUAAAUGUCUGGUGGUUCCCACAUUUCAGAAAUGUGUCAAUGAUCUGGCUGCAUUUGGUGAAGUCGUUGAUAAAGAAAGGGAUGAAAAACUUGAAAAUUUCAUUGAAUGGGGCAAGGCAAUCUGCGAAUACUUGAAAGCUCGUGGUCAUUGGGCUGAUCUGGUUGACCCAGCAUCAGCAUAUCCGAUGUAUUCAUCACCCGGGCCCUCGGGAUAUCCGGAAGUGGUCGGAGCAGAACAGCUUCUCAAGUAUCAUUCACAAAACGCCAACUGUUGCAAGAUUCUUCUCCAUCCCCAAUGGGGCAGCAAAGUAUAUCCUGCUACAUUAUUUACUACUUCUGAUGAGGACACAUUGAAACAAGCAAUUGACACAAUGGCUGUGAUUGAUGCAUGA
Messenger RNA from Paraglomus occultum, 591 nucleotides. Lineage: Eukaryota; Fungi; Glomeromycota; Glomeromycetes; Paraglomerales; Paraglomeraceae. The record is from the annotation of a GenBank genome assembly.